Molecule: messenger RNA, 1695 nt
Organism: Sphenostylis stenocarpa
Lineage: Eukaryota; Viridiplantae; Streptophyta; Magnoliopsida; Fabales; Fabaceae
Source: the annotation of a GenBank genome assembly
AUGGGGAAAGGAAGAAGUCCUGGGAAAUGGUUCAAGAACUUACUCUUGGGGAAGAAAUCGUCGUCAAAGUCUACUUCAUCAAAGAAGAAUGAUAUUUUUAAACCUUCAAGUAAUAAGGAUGUGGUGGUGUCUUCUGAGGUACCUGUGUCUGAUCCACCUGUCAAUUCUUUGCUGAUAUCUCCACCGAUAUCUGGAGCUAAUGAUACUAAAGGAGUUCUUUUGGAUAAGGAGUUAGUUAGUAGAUCAUCACAUGAUAAAGAUGUUCUUUCAACCGGAGAUGAAGAGGCUAAGGUGCAGGAUGUUGCUAAUUUGGGAUCUCAGGAGGAUCUUGAGAAACUUCAGCUUACAGAAGCAGCUAUAAAACUUCAGGCUGCUUGUAGAAGCUAUCUGGCUCGUCAAACAUUUCAAACACUCAAAGGGACCAUACAACUACAAGCUCUCAUUCGUGGUCACUUGGUUAGAAGACAAGCUGUUUCUGCUGUAUACUGUGUGAAGGGAAUAGUUAAAUUUCAAGCAUUGGUUCGUGGUUACAAUGUUAGACGUUCUGAUAUUGGGCUUGCCGUCCAGAAAAUUUGUAAGGAUACUCAUUGUUCAAAUUCUAUUUCGGUAGUUUCAUCCUCUCAGGCAAAGAAGCUGUCGGAAAAUGUCUUUGUUUGCAAGCUUCUGGCUUCGUCCCCGUAUGCAGUUCCUCUAUCACUCACCAGUGGUCCUGUAGAACCUACUAUGGCUUGGAAGUGGCUUGACUAUUGGACGCAGUCACAUUUUUGGGCACCUGUUCCUGCAUUGAAAAAGAAAUUUGACUCAGUGUCUGAUGUGAAAAAUGGCAGUUCUCAGACAGUACAAAGGGGACAAGUUAAAAGAAAUACUCGUAAAUCUCCUGCUGUGAAAGCUGACAAUGGCUCGGUUUCAGUUGCUAACAAAUCUAAACAGCGUCCAAAAAAAGAUUCAAGCCAUCCAUUGCCUUCUGCUCAGGAACACCCACAAAAAGAAGCUGAGAAAAGUUGUCUUGAAAAAAAACAUGCACAGAAUGUUCCAAAUGGAUCUGAGGUUGUUAAUGAAAAAAGAAAGCACACCAGUAGAAAGAUUUUAGAUCAUAUCGUCACUGACGUGUCAGAGCAGGACCCAAGUGCCUCUUCAGAGAAAAUGAAAGAUUUGACAGUGGCAAAGUCAGAAGAGUCUGAUCCUGAGAAGGUUCAUGUACAUCAAGGAAAAGAUGUGAAUGAUAAUGAGCCACAUGAUGAUCCUAUUGCUGUCUCAAAGACUAGUGAAAAGAAGGGUGAAAAUGAUGGAAUUCAAGGAGUCAGUGAGGAUCUGAAUGGUGGUGGUGACAAUUGUAUCAGUAACAAUUGCCAGAGAAGAGCUUCACUACCUGCUAACUUUAGUGAUCAAGAUACUGAGUUAUAUACUACUCCUGUUACGCCAAGACUGCCCAGUUAUAUGGCUCCUACCGAAUCUGCAAAGGCUAAGCUAAGAGGACAAGGCUCCCCAAGAUUUGCUACUGAUUUGGUAGAAAAAAGCAGUACAGCCAGGCGGCAUUCACUUUCAUCCUCACUUAAUGGCAGGUCAGGUUCAUUUUCCCCGAGAGCUGAACGGCUGAUAGCCGCCAGUGGCAGAGGAAUGAUAAGGUCUGAUAGAUCUCUGUCAUCUUCAAGGGAUGGAACUGAGAAAUUGAUCCAACCUCAGUGGAGAAGGUGA